CUGAGGUUUAAAAUGGUGUUUACAAACAAAAUUGACUUACACAGAAAAAGAAAGCCACAGCAUGACCAUCCAACAAAAGAGAGAAGAACAAGAGACUCCAUUUACAAAAACAAUUGUCUUCAUAAAAAUGAAUUUCAGUCAACCAGGUAGGCUAUGAAGAGCAAGAACAUGAACAAUUCCAAUGCUGCAUCUUUCUCAGAGUUUGAAAUUGUUGGAUUUUUGGGUCUUCAGGAGUACAAGACACCUCUUUUCUUCGGAUUCCUCAUUUUGUUUUUACUAACACUUACUGCAAAUCUGAUGAUUCUGUUUUUCGUUGCAGUAGACCACAGGCUACACACACCCAUGUAUUUUUUCCUUUGGAAUUUAUCCCUGUUAGAUUUGCUGAUGACAACAGCAAUUAUACCAAAACUGCUAGCAGUUCUCUUAGAAAUGAAUAAAAAAAUUUCUUUUGGUGGAUGCUUUUUUCAAAUGUACUUCAUAAUUGCAGUUGGGGGAAGUGAACUGUUUUUGGUAGCUGCAAUGGCUUAUGACCGGUAUGUUGCUAUUGUGAAGCCUCUCCAGUACAAUGUGAUUAUAGACAUGAAAGUUUGUCUCUCAAUAGCAGCCACAGUGUGGAUAGUGGGAUUUCUCCUUCCAUUAGUCUCAAUAACCUGGGCAUCCUAUCUUCCAUUUUGUGGAUCUAAUAAAAUCCUGCACUGUUUUUGUGAUUAUUCAGCUGUAGUCGCCCUUACGUGUACUGAUGUGACUCUUCAUGCCAAUUUGGCUUUUUCACUAGCUAUGCUUGUUAUCUUCAUUCCAUUUCUUUUCGUGCUUUGGUCUUACUACAGAAUUAUAAUUUCAGUUGUACGACUUAAGACAACCGCUAGUCGAGCGAAGGCCUUCUCGAUGUGUUCCUCGCAUUUGCUUGUGGUGCUCCUGUAUUAUCUUUCUACUGCACUUUUUUAUAUAAUUUUCCGAACUGAAAGCAUUUCAUAUGAAGAAAGAAUUUUCAUUGGAGGUUUGAACUAUUUUUUCACUCCAAUGGUUAAUCCUUUAAUUUACACUUUAAGAAAUGAAAAGAUGAAGGAAGCUGCAAAAAAAUACCUUAAUAUUUUCACCCUGUUUCAGUAUGGAUUACAGUCAAGUACCUGA
Molecule: messenger RNA, 1131 nt
Organism: Polypterus senegalus (gray bichir)
Lineage: Eukaryota; Metazoa; Chordata; Cladistia; Polypteriformes; Polypteridae
Product: olfactory receptor 10A6-like
Exons: 2
Coding region: 154-1131 (325 amino acids)
Biological process (GO): G protein-coupled receptor signaling pathway
Cellular component (GO): membrane
Molecular function (GO): olfactory receptor activity; G protein-coupled receptor activity
Source: RefSeq, a predicted model, not a curated record